AUGGUCAACUCAGAGGAAGGAGUCUUAGUGCAGUGGCACAAGGCGUCGUCCGGAACCAAGAGGUCCUGGGCGUGGAACAACUGGAAAAAAGGAACGGCAAUGAACCUGGUAGACCCUUUUCUCAAGGGCAGUCCAGUGGGCGAAAUCCUCGACUGCAUCCACAUAGCAUUGCUGUGCAUUCAAGAGGAUGUGGCUCGUCGACCUACCAUGGCUUCCGUUACUUUGAUGCUGAACACUGAGAGUCAAAGCCUUCCUAUGCCUUCCCAUCCGGCAUUUUUAACUGACUCUACGACGACAAAUAAUCGAGCUCUAGCCCAACCAAAGUGGCCCUCUGCUCUUUCAAGGCCAGCCUCCAUCAAUGAAUUGUCGUUCUCCAACAUGUAUCCAAGAUGA
Messenger RNA from Punica granatum (pomegranate), 393 nucleotides. The record is from RefSeq and is a predicted model, not a curated record. Lineage: Eukaryota; Viridiplantae; Streptophyta; Magnoliopsida; Myrtales; Lythraceae.